AUGCACCUCACGUCGCCGCAUCACCCGAUGAGCCCAUCCAGCAACCACACGUCGGACGACGACAGCGCAGGAACGCGCGAGUUGGCACCAUUCCUCCGCACCUUGCGCACGCUGCUCACGUCCGAGAGCGACGACAUCAUUCGGUGGACGCCGGACGGGCUAGCGUUUGAGAUUGUUGACAUGGACGCCCUCUCGACAUCGGUCCUGCCACAUUACUUCAAGCACAGCAAGUACUCGAGUUUCCAACGACAGCUCAAUUACUUUCAUUUUAAAAAGUGGACCAAGAGCCUCGUCCAUGUGUGCACGUUCUCGAACCCGCACUUCACUCGCGACAACCCGCUCUUGAGCCUGUGCAUCACGCGAAAACGGUCGCGUAAAGAUAGCAGUGCUGCCAUCUCCGACGCCAUCCGCACCACGUCCUUGUCGCGCUCUCCAUCCUUCGAUGACUGCGAUCUCCUGACCGAUGAUGAUAUGGAGUGGCUUUUGUACUUUGAGCGGAUGGACGACACAUGCGCCGCAGGCCAAAGCGCGCUUCGCGACGAAUGGACGGUCAUGGAGCUCUAGAUGUUCGCGUAUGGUGGAGGUUGCGUGUGCAAAUAUUUAAUACUAGCUGUAUACAGACUGC
Aphanomyces invadans is the source of this 625-nucleotide messenger RNA. RefSeq lists its product as hypothetical. Gene Ontology annotation, biological process: regulation of DNA-templated transcription. The record is from RefSeq and is a predicted model, not a curated record. Bases 1 to 564 code for a protein of 187 amino acids. Lineage: Eukaryota; Oomycota; Saprolegniomycetes; Saprolegniales; Verrucalvaceae. Gene Ontology annotation, molecular function: sequence-specific DNA binding; DNA-binding transcription factor activity. The transcript has a single exon.